This is a messenger RNA of Trichophyton verrucosum HKI 0517, 732 nucleotides long. RefSeq lists its product as uncharacterized. Bases 1 to 732 code for a protein of 243 amino acids. The transcript is spliced from 3 exons. NCBI's taxonomy places the organism in Eukaryota, Fungi, Ascomycota, Eurotiomycetes, Onygenales, Arthrodermataceae. Gene Ontology annotation, molecular function: structural constituent of ribosome. Gene Ontology annotation, cellular component: mitochondrial large ribosomal subunit. The record is from RefSeq and is a predicted model, not a curated record.
AUGAAACUAGAAAAUGCUGAUAAUUGUCCUUUCACCAUCUGUUUCAUGUCUCUCCAUGUUUACUUCGACUUUUUAAACUUCAGCCAACAAAGCCCUGGGCCGCCGGAUGCAUCACGUGACACUUUCUCAGAAACAUUUUUCUUCGUUCUUUCAACAGCUUCACGAAGGAGAAGAUCAAAGAAGCGAGAAUUCCUGCAAUUCAACUCUGCUCCGUCGCCUCAAUUCGCUGCGGCACCAGCAGCACCAGCAGCCGAUGCAGCCUCUCCCGCCUCUCCAAAGACAGCUACCAAGGCAGCUCCGAAGAUAGUCAGCAGUGUCCCCGCCGGUACCAAGCUAGCCGGAUUGAACUACGAGAAGAACAAGCAGGAUCCAAUUGCGCUAGAAGACCAUGAAUAUCCAGACUGGCUAUGGACGUUACUGGAUAAGACUGCGAAGAAAUCAGAGACUGGAGCAGGCUCAGUUGAUGUCUCGAAUAUGAACAAGAAGGCUCGCAAGAAGCAUGAGAAGAAGAUGGCUGCGCUAGCUGCUUCUCAACCGCGUGCUAUCCCCGUCCAUGAACAGGCUACUGACAUCACGCCCGCCGAGUACAAUGCCGCUACUACUGGAGAGGCGGCGACUGAUAACUUGGAGACAGCUACUGCUGGACUCGAAGCCCGAAGCGAAAUCACCAAAUCUGCUCGUAAUGCAAGACGGAAAGCCAUCAAGGAAUCUAACUUCUUGCGUGGCUUGUAG